Molecule: messenger RNA, 3436 nt
Organism: Ictalurus furcatus (blue catfish)
Lineage: Eukaryota; Metazoa; Chordata; Actinopteri; Siluriformes; Ictaluridae
Gene: impg2a
Product: interphotoreceptor matrix proteoglycan 2a
Exons: 13
Coding region: 1-2799 (932 amino acids)
Biological process (GO): visual perception
Molecular function (GO): hyaluronic acid binding; heparin binding
Source: RefSeq, a predicted model, not a curated record
AUGUAUAGUGAGCUGUGGCAGAUCCAUGGAACUAGCUGUGUGCCAUUUCAAUUUUUUUUAUUUUUUUUAUUUUUUAUAAAUCUUUAUAUUUUUAUAGAUGAAGCUAACUGCAUCACCAAACUAAGAGAGCUGGAUAAAUUGUCCCAGAGCUCUCAUAUUUCAUGGGCAGAAACUCAAUCUCAAGCACCCGAGGAACGAGGACUCCUGGCACGACAGAAACGAAACCUCCUUCUGUCCAGCGGAGUGCAACUCUGUUCCCAGGAGACUCUGCAGCAAGCCAUAGCCAGCCAUCUCAUAUAUUACCAGCUGAGAGUGUGCCAGGAGGUAAUAUGGGAAGCGUUCAAGAUUUUCUUGGACCGCAUACCUGUAGACGAGGAAUAUCAGCACUGGAUGAGCCAAUGUCAGACCGGGACAAUCAGUACAAGGGAGAUUGGCGUUACAAUGAGCCAAUCAGAGGAACAUCUGGCUCUGAUUCACAGCAGGAAACGAAUUAGCCGACUGUUUUGGUUGCAGGUCAGUAACGCUAUAGAGCGCAUUCCUGUGACGAUACAUCCGACAGUGGAGUAUAGAAUGAAUCUCACCGGGAUACUGAAAGGAGAGCGAUGGAGAGUGCAGCUCUCAAACCCAACCAGCAGCCAAUAUUACACACUCUCUCAGCAUUUUAGUGAGAAGGUUGCAGCUGCAUUGGAGAAGCUGGAUGAAUUCAAGAGCGUAUCUGUACUGGACUUCAGGCCUCAGUUGGAUACUUCUGGUGGAGAGGCAGUAUUGGUGAACUAUGUAGUGUCCCUUCAGACACUGGGACAGGAGAUCAGCAGUGAAACUCUGGACUUCAUCAACAUGCAGUUGAACAUGAUGGAGGGAAACUUCAGUGAUGCAGAAAAACCCACCGUUCUCCACACCAUCGCUGACCUGCAUGUCUACAUCACAGACGCCCUGCUUGAUACUAAGCUGAAGGAAGACGUGCAUCUAUACAGUGCUGUGGAAACUCAAUCUCUGCCCAGUGUGACUCCUACCGUGGCCUCCAACCAAGCUGCUGGUUCCACAGAUGCUGUUUCUGGUGAUGAGACUUAUCAACGAGACGACAUUCUUGAAAAUGACCCGUCCGAAGAUAGUGGAGAACACGCUGGAAAAAUGGAUGAAGACGCAUCUCUUUUAACCGACACACCUCUAGCGAGGGAUUACGAGUUCUCCAUCUUUACCACUAUAACUGAGUAUCUAGAAGAAUUUCUGGCACCACCUAGUCCCACACCAGCCACAGCAACAACAGAAUCAGCAGCAGCAAAAGACCAUACACUUACAGGGACAGACAAACGGCAAGAAAACUCUCUAGAGGAAGAAGAGCUUGUGACUCCUCCCCAAACAGCAAAAGAUGUAGAAGAUGCUGAAGUUCCUACACAAACAGAAGUGGAAAUGGCUAUGGAAGUGACCGAAGCCUCUAGAGAAAUACACAAGGCUGUUACUCUAGCAGGAAUAAAAGACGUUAACAGUUUCACAGUUAAAACGAAAGAAACGCCGAACGUUGAAAGAGAAGAUUUUGAUGUUUCCAUAGUAAUAAACGGAGACGAGUAUGGGCUUGCUAUGGAAACAAUUACUCCAGCUAUUGAGAUUCAUGAAGAGGAGAUCCCCACAGAAGCUCAUUCUGUUCACCCCAUACAUCUCUCUCCAGAUAAAGAGUUUGUUCCCACCAUGCCCUCUGAAGUCACUGUUCCUGAGAGAGAGUCUGUUCAUCUACCAACUGGAACAGCAGAAGGGAGUGAAAUCAGUAUCGCCAUGCCGACUAGCGCUUGGCGUGCUCUGAUAGUGUUCUUCAGUCUUCGGGUGAACAAUAUGAUAUUUUCAGAAGAUUUGUUUAAUAAAAGUUCCCCAGAGUACAAAGCCCUGGAGCAGAGGUUCCUUGAGUUGCUGGUUCCAUACUUGCAGUCGAACCUCAGUGACUUUCAGAAUCUGGAGAUACUAAACUUCAGGAACGGCAGCAUUGUGGUGAACAGCCGCAUGAAGUUUUGGAAGCCAGUCUCUCGAGGAGUCACCACAGCUGUCUACCUGAUCCUCGAGGACUUCUGUAACACAGCAUACCAGACCAUGAAUCUGGCCAUAGACAAAUACUCAAUCAAUGUGGAAUCAGGCGAUCAGGCAGACCCGUGUAAAUUCCAGGCAUGUAAUGAGUUUGCAGCGUGUACAGUGAGCCGCUGGUCCAGUGAAGCAGAGUGUGUGUGUAACCCGGGGUACUUCAGUGUUGAUGGCUUGCCCUGCCAGAACAUCUGUGAAAUCCAGCCAGGUUUUUGCCUUAAUGAUGGCAAGUGUGACAUCGUUCCGGGUCGAGGAGCCAUCUGCAGGUGUCGAGUAGGGCAUAACUGGUGGUACAGAGGAGAGCACUGUGAAGAGUAUGUGUCAGAGCCGUUGGUGGUGGGGAUCGCCAUAGCGUCGGUGGCUGGCUUCCUGCUGGUGGCUUCAGGAGUCAUCUUUUUCCUAGCUCGGGCUCUGAGAAACCAGUAUGAAGAGGAGGACAUUGUGAGGAGACGAGACAGUAUUGCUUCCCUGGAAUGGGCUACAAAGUACAAUCCCAUGUAUGAGAGUGAUGUGACGACGGGCUACAAUCAUUACUACCAGCGGUAUCCCGAACCUCCGAUCCAUAGCAGCGCCAGUGCCGAGGUCUCCACAGACUUCAGCACUGAGGAGAUCCAGCACAUCUACGAGAACAUUGAACUCACCAAAGAGGAGAUUCAGGACCGGAUUCGCAUUAUUGAUCUUUAUGCUAAAGAUCGUCAGUGUGUGAACAUUGUGAGACAGGAUCAAGCGUGAGUGUGGCUGUGUAACUGUGUUAUUCAUUUCCUUUCUGUACAAGGUAUGUUCACUUUUCUACGUGUGUGUGUGUGUGUGUGUGUGUGUGUCAUACUGUACAGAAAGUGUGGUAGAUACUCAGAGUGAGAUUUCAUCAACAUGAAAAGGACACACCUUGUAGCCUGCUACACACAAGAAGCUAUUCCUGUUAACCAAUCAGUAAAAUGUCUUCACAUUAGUUUAACACCUUUUCAUUUGCAAUUUAAGACAUUAACCUGUUUACGGUAUUUUGUUAACUCGUCUGUUUAUUGCCAUUACAGGAACAUGUGAAGAAUGCUUGAUGAGCAUUUAGGCGUAUAGUCUUUUCUCUUACCUAUAUCACACGGAUCUGAAUGUGUAUCAUAUGAGAUGCUUGUUUCCCAGUUAGUGCCUUAUUGAAUGUGCUUUAAUGGGGGUUGAUUACUCAGCCAAUCAUAAGCUAGAGUUCAGAAAUAUGGCCCUGUCCCAAUCAGAAUCCAUUCACUUUCUUUUUCACCUUAUUUUGAUGUGUUUAGUCUUAAACUAUGGUUAAAAUACAUUUGUCAUAUGUCGAUUUGAUUAGAUUAGAUUAGUCUCAUCGAAUCGUCAUAGAUCGAUUCGAUUAGAUAUCGUCAUAUGU